Messenger RNA from Leguminivora glycinivorella, 934 nucleotides. Its product is annotated as trypsin-like. The record is from RefSeq and is a predicted model, not a curated record. The coding region runs from base 91 to 885 and encodes 264 amino acids. The transcript is spliced from 5 exons. Gene Ontology annotation, molecular function: serine-type endopeptidase activity. Gene Ontology annotation, biological process: proteolysis. Lineage: Eukaryota; Metazoa; Arthropoda; Insecta; Lepidoptera; Tortricidae.
GAGUAUUUGCAGGGUAUAAAUAUGUGAAAAAAAUAUUAUUUGUUGCAAUUAAAAUCGUAAUUUGAAGUACAUUUUGAAGCAAGUGUCAUCAUGGCUCGCUUGCAGGCAGUGGUGUUUGUCACUUUUAGUGUGUUAUUCCCAGCUGUGUGGGGUUUUGCUGUACAUGCUGAUUCCAAAGGCCCUUCACGUAUAUGGGGGGGUCACGAGAUAACCAAUAAAGAUGCCCCCUGGAUGGCCGCGCUAUGGAUCCCUAAGAAUGACGGCAACACUUCGUUCUGUGGAGGAUCCAUCGUCCACGAACGAUUCAUCUUGACUGCUGCUCACUGUUUCAUUAACAUUGAAGAGCCUUUCGCACCAUGGGGUUACAUCGGCAUGCACGAUAUAAUGGACCCAGACGCAGUCUUCAUCCAACCAAUUGAGAAGCUCUGUCAUGACAGGUUCAACGCAGGUGCUCGCUACCAGAAUGACAUCUGCUUGUUAAAGUUGAAGGACCCUAUAGUUUUCGGAGAGAAAGUGGUACAGAUUACGUUGGCUGACGCUGGUUUGGCUUUGGACGCGGGCACACAGUUGAAUGUGUCGGGAUGGGGACGCACUGAAUUCAGUAACACCGCAGUACAGCUGCUCCGUCAGGUGACAGUCCCUCUCAUGUCAUCGGAAACCUGCACAGAACACUACCCGAGUGUGAACAAUGACUUGCAGUAUUGUGCCGGAGCUCUCGGCCUAGAUUCAUGUGUGGGUGAUAGCGGCGGUCCUUUGACCUUGGGAAAUGUGCAGGUCGGCGUAGUGUCUUACGGACGCCAAUGCGGAACAGCGAGAGGUGGAGUCUACGUCAAGGUCACCAGCUAUCUCGACUGGAUCAGCAAUACUAUUAAUGCCAACCUCUAAAACUUAUACCGAAAUAAUAACUAACGUUAAAAAAAACAAGAAAAAAGUA